AUGACCUUAACUCAGGUUUCUACGUGGUUUGCCAAUGCCAGAAGGAGAUUGAAGAAAGACAACCGAUUGUCGCCGGGCGGUGGCGAGGACGACCAUGUGGGGAUUGACAGUGACCGAGAGGGAGAUAUGGACAGUAUUAAUGUGGAAGACAUGGAUGCAAAGGUCACGUCAGCCCAUAGAACAGAAGUGCCACUGUCCAGCGAGGGCGAGGGAGAACCAGACUCCUUCUCCGACAUCUCCGACGACGACAACGAAGUUUUCAGACCGGAAUCACGUGACACACCUAGAGUGCCAUGCAAAAAUCGAGUCCCUGUAAUUACCUCCACAUCGGAAGCAACAGAUACGAACCUUUCAGUGGCUUCUUCAGACACUACCCCGACAGACAUCUUGGCCACUAGGUCGGAUACGGCUUCAUCAAACAUUUUCUUUAGUUCGCCAGUCGCCUCAUUAAACAGAUUCGCCACAACACCAGAAAAAUCUCCAGUGGCGACUUUCGCCACAUCAUCAGCCAAAGUGAACAAUAUGCCAAAUUGCCAAAUCUCAGAAACCCAGAAGCCAAAACCAAAGAUUUGGUCUAUAUCUCAUAUCUUAGACUCAUAG
Molecule: messenger RNA, 600 nt
Organism: Candidula unifasciata
Lineage: Eukaryota; Metazoa; Mollusca; Gastropoda; Stylommatophora; Geomitridae
Source: the annotation of a GenBank genome assembly